This is a messenger RNA of Vanessa tameamea, 1259 nucleotides long. RefSeq lists its product as uncharacterized. The record is from RefSeq and is a predicted model, not a curated record. The coding region runs from base 1 to 801 and encodes 266 amino acids. Lineage: Eukaryota; Metazoa; Arthropoda; Insecta; Lepidoptera; Nymphalidae. The transcript is spliced from 7 exons.
AUGAUUGUUAUAGAUGUAGGAAAAAAUUAUAUCGACCAAUUAAGUGUCCAACAGAACGGACCAUGCGCGUUUACGUACUACGGAGGCGUAGGGCGGCGCACCCUUGCUAUAAGGCGGACUCGGAGGCUCCGUGCGGCACUCGACGACACGAUGAGACCGACCGCAGCCGCCCUGAUCGCGAUCGCACUAGCCGGUGCAACACUCACCGCAGCCCAGAGCAGAGACUACAGGCUUCAGAACCUGGACGUCCUAAAUCUACUGGAGAAGCCAUGGUUAGGCCUGAGUACGCAAAACCGUUGGGACAGACCUCGCAUUGAACAGGACCUCCAUAACAUUUACCCAAGGAUGAUCCGUCAGCGUCAAGACGAUGAAGAGGCAAAGACUUACGAUGAUGAUGUUAUGAGGUUCGGGUCUGAAAAGCGAUCGGCAGUGGCAACAGCGAUAAACGCCGGUCGCCGGAGACGGCAGCCGACGCCCGCCCUCGGUAAGGCAGUCACGCCGUAUGUCGGCGUCGGAGUGCUCAACGAUGUGGGUUCAUUCUUUGACUCGCUGAGGGACAACCUGGAGACGCUGGCCUCACUCUCGCCGCAGCAAAGAUCCAACCUGUUCCAGGAACCACCUACUGUGGUACACGCUACUUCAUCUGGUGGCGGCGGUGGUGGUGGUGGAAUACGUAGACUCCACGCGCUCCGCCCACUCAGACCGACUGGAAACAUCAGAUCGGAUCUGGAGGCGUACGGAAGCUACCCUGGGGCCAAUCACCACGACCCUGGCCUUCUGUGGACCGGACUGGGUCGAUAGACGCCACGGCCUCAUCCACGUGCAUAAAAACUCUGAAUUCGCCGUCGAUUGUACGACAAACGCUCCUGAUUACUUAUCCAAUUCAAAAUUCUCAACAGAAGAUUUAGAUUACUUUAAGUAUAGAUUUUAUACUUCUAAAAUACCGCAAUGUGUUUAUGUCAAAUGUAAUAAAUAUUGGAAAAAUUGCGAAGAAGUUUACAGAUCGCAAAGACCCCCAGUGCUCACUGGUUACAUGAAUAAAUGGUAAUGAAGAAAUGUUAUUAUUAUAACUUAGUAUCGGCAUCGCUACACUCGUUAAUUCUAAACAUGUUAGCAUUAUGUAAGAUAGGGGAAAAAUUACCCUUUGUAUUAAAAUAAUAUUCUAUACUAUAUUUCCCGUAAUUUUAUCGAUUUCUAAGCUUGUUUUAAGCGUAAUGUAUUCUAAUUAAUAUUUUAUAAGGUACAGUUCAUUUCAAUAG